GAUGUGUGACUGGGAAGUUGAUGUUACUCCUUCCCCAAAAGGGACAGCCUUUGCACACUCAGCUGCCCCACUCCGCCCGCAUAGACCUCCCCAUAUUUGGCAAAAAAAUACAGAAAAAUAGUGAACCAGUGGACAGAAAAAAGACACCAGAUCACAAGCAAAAUUCUGACAUAAAAGGACUUUACAAAAUUAAGCAGAAAAAUGGAUCCCAGUAAUUCUUCAAAUGUGCCUCAAUCCAACUGGAAUUCAUCAGAGAAGCAGCCCGCACCACCACAAUACUACGAUAACCCAGGAUACCCUAACCCUGCAUAUCCUCCUUCACCAGCGGGUUAUCCGAACCCUUCUGGAUAUCUUGCCCAGCAAUACGGAGCUCCUGUCCAGCAAUACGGACCUCCAGGUGGUCAGCCAUACAUACAGGCCCCUUAUCCAGGACAGCCUCGGAUCACCGUACAGCCGACUGUUUAUGUGGCCCCCACUCCUCUGGCCCAUCCACUGCCAGAUUACCUGUGUUGCUCCAUUCUUACCAUGCUCUUCUGCUGUUUACCUCUGGGCAUUGCUGCUCUGGUUUACUCCAUCUCUACUCGAAAUGCAAACAUGUCUGGACAUCAACAAAUAGCAGAGUCAAACUCCAGAAUGGCGCGCAUCCUUAACCAAUCUGCUCUUGGUGUCGGCAUCACCAUCCUUGUGUUGUACAUCAUCUCCAACGUCGUCAUCAUGUUAACCUAUCUUCAAAAUCAUGCUAGACAUAGAGGGCCACAGUGAAAGAUUUCCAAUUAUUAACACCACAUACAAUGUUACAAAUAUUAUUUUAUAUACACGUUUGAUAUUCUGCCUUUAAAUGUGUAAUGUAUACAGCUUUUUUACGCUUAACAUUAAUUGGUUCAGUUGAUGGGGCAUUAAGAAAUGAUUUAGCAUGUUUAUUGACUGACCAAUUUAUGUCCAGCCUUUUAUUAUACACUGAAUUUAAACAAAUGCUUUGAAUGUUUCUUGCAUUUUAACAGAAUAUAAGCUUUGUGGUAAAAAUAUCAUAACAGAGACAUUUGUUGUUUUUAAA
Messenger RNA from Misgurnus anguillicaudatus (oriental weatherfish), 1054 nucleotides. The record is from RefSeq and is a predicted model, not a curated record. Lineage: Eukaryota; Metazoa; Chordata; Actinopteri; Cypriniformes; Cobitidae.